ACAGCGAGGGAGAGAGGGGGAAAUGUGCAUCCAUAAGCUACAAUCCUGUAAUAAGGACGUCAUCUUGUUCUCCCUUCUCCAGCGUUUACGGGCUUUAUCAGCAGUGCAUUACAGUGCAGUAUUUGUGGUUCAGUAUUUCCUUCUUGUCUAAAAAUACCAGAGUGACCAUUUUUAAAGUAGGUCCGCCUCACUUCACAGGGACGCACAGAAACGACUGCAGGCUAACGGCACACUACAGUCUGCGUGCUGCUGCUAGCUAAAGGUACAGCUGUUCACAACUCUACACCAGCUGCACCGUCUCUCCGUCCAUCCCGCCGGAGGGACGCGGACAGCCUAGAGGGGACAGAUGAACGAGCUGGUGAAGAGCUUGCCCUCCCCGACUCUCCCGGGGCUCCACCUGCCUUGUCUGGACACCCACAAGGGCUGGCUCUUCAAAUGGACCAACUACCUGAAGGGCUACCAGCGGCGCUGGUUCGUCCUCAGCAACGGCCUGCUGUCCUACUACAGGACUCAGGCAGAGAUGGCGCACACUUGCAGAGGCACCAUUCCCCUGGCGAAAGCUCACAUCGAGGUGGGUGACACCUGUCACUUCGUGUUAACCAGCGGAGGCCGAACAUACCACCUGAAGGCCACAUCUGAGGGGGAGUGUCAGAGAUGGGUGUCAGCCCUGCAACAAGCAAAGGCUAAUGCCACGCUCCUGGUGCAUCACUCAGAUGACUCAGGAGAUGAAACCCCUGUGCCUCAGGAGGACCGUGCCCUCACCCAAGGAGCACUGCAGUCCCUGGCCACCAAGUUGGAGGAUCUGAGCACCUGUAAUGAGCUGAUCGGAAAGCACGGUGCCGCUCUCCAGCGCUCCCUCAGCGAACUUGAAGACCUGCGUGGGCCCACCGAAGGCACGGACAAAGUGAAAGCCAUUAAUGAGCGAGCCACCCUCUUCCGCAUCACCUCUAAUGCUAUGAUCAAUGCUUGUCGGGACUUUUUGGAUGUGGCAGAAUCUCACAGCCGGCGGUGGCAGAAGGCUCUGCACUAUGAGAGAGAACAGCGCCACCAUCUGGAGGAGACCAUUGAACAGUUAGCCAAACAGCACAACAGCCUGGAGAGAGCGUGGAGGGAGAAUCCCACCUCAUAUACAGGUGUGGAGCGGUCUCAAGAGGGGGAUGCAAGUGAUGAAAAUGAAGAAGCUGAGUUCUUUGAUGCCGUGGAGGACGCCCCUUCAUUCAUAACUGUGACUACCACUGGAAAUAUCCGACACAAGCGCUCAGGCAGUAACCAGAGUAUGAUGAGUGGAGGAGUGCCCAAUGACUGGACUCACAAUGAGAGUGACACCUCAGGCACAAACCAGAUGCAGCUACGAAGAACAAGACGCAGUCGUAUCCCUGACAAACCAAACUACUCCCUCAACUUGUGGAGCAUCAUGAAAAACUGUAUCGGAAAGGACCUAUCUAAGAUUCCCAUGCCUGUAAACUUCAACGAGCCGCUGUCGAUGCUGCAGCGCCUGACGGAGGAUUUGGAGUACAGCGAGCUGCUGGACCGGGCGGCUCGGUGCGACUCCUCCCUGGAGCAGAUGUGCCUCGUGGCCGCCUUUUCCGUCUCUUCCUACUCAACCACAGUCCAUCGAACCGCCAAGCCCUUCAACCCUCUGCUGGGGGAGACUUAUGAGCUGGACCGACUGGAGGAGUACGGCUAUCGCUCCAUCUCUGAGCAGGUUAGCCAUCAUCCACCAGCUGCGGCCCACCAUGUGGCAUCAGAGCGAGGAUGGACUCUGUGGCAGUACAUAACUAUUGAUAGCAAGUUUCGUGGGAAAUAUAUUUCCGUCGUGCCGUUAGGUAACAUUCACCUGCAGUUCCACUCAAGUGGAAACCAUUACGUGUGGAGCAAAGUGACUUCCACAGUGCACAACAUCAUUGUAGGGAAACUUUGGAUAGAUCAGUCUGGAGACAUUGACAUUAUGAACACCACCACGAAGGACACCUGCCGUCUCAAAUUCUCCCCAUACAGCUACUUCUCCAGGGAAGUUCCACGAAAAGUGACCGGCGUGGUGGAGGAUGGAGAGGGAACAGCCCAUUACAUCCUGUCGGGGACCUGGGAUGACAAAAUGGAAAGCGCAAAAAUAGUGGAAAGCAGCCGGGGAUGUGGAGGCUCUGAAGGCAAACAAAAAACUGUGUAUCAGACUCUUCAGCCCAAACUCCUGUGGAAAAAAUACCCUCUUCCAGACAAUGCAGAGAACAUGCACUAUUUCUCCGCCCUGGCACUGACCUUGAACGAGCCGGAGGACGGCGUUGCCCCAACCGACAGCCGUCUGCGACCGGACCAGCGGCUGAUGGAGGCGGGCUUGUGGGACGAGGCGAACAUCGAGAAGCAGCGGCUUGAGGACCACCAGAGGAUGGAGAGGAAAAGAAGGGAGGCGCAAGCUAACCAGGCCCUGGAGGAAGGGCAAGAGGUGGAAAGUUACCAGCCAGUGUGGUUUGAGAUGAGAACAGACGAAAACACAGGAGAAGCAUCCUGCAUGUACAGAGGCGGCUACUGGGAAGCUAAAGAGAGACAAGACUGGAGUCACUGUCCUGAGAUCUUCUAGGAAUCUGGUAGUUUUUUUUUUUUUUUGGUGGGGGGGGUUAGGUGGGCUUAGAUGAGCAGGUGGCAUUGGUUGAGAUGGCUAACUCCUCAGCUUCUAAAGCACAAAACCUCCAGCCUCUACUUUCUGUGUAUAUGUGUUCCCUCGCUGUUACAGCUGUUCUACCAGGAUGCAUGGCUUCGGUUGAUAUACGCUUCCAUGCUCUGCAGAACUUUUUAUGUGAGCAGUUCAAGUUCUGUGUGCCUGUCUGCGAGUGUGAGUGGACUUUAGUUUACACAGAACCAAUUUCAGCACAAAACGCACCUAACUGAGUGUGCAUGGACGAUCCCGGGGGCAUGGAGCUCCCUGGGUGUACAAGCACCAAAUGUCCUUCUCUAAUCAGAGAUGGAGGAUAUUAGUGUUUGAAAGAGUGGUACAAAAGCCACCUUCUGUACUGUGAAGUUGUCUCAGCAGAGCAUGAUUUACUGAUCCUUCACAUUCUUUGUUGUUUUGUGCUAGUGUUUUUUCAAAAUUGCACAACAGUAUCCUGCAGCACAAACUGAACCCAGAGUGGCCUCUUAAAAACAAGAACCUCGUUUCGUUGAGAUGAAAGAAACUGUCAGUUUAACAUUUGUAAGCUAGUUCCCUUCAAACACAGAUCAAUGCAGAACCCCAGAGAUCAUGUAUGACUGAACUAAAGGAGUUUUAUCGAGUCCAUGACGAAAUGAAAGCUGCAGUAUUAGUGUAAAUUAGUGCUAAUCUUAGAUGUCAGAGACGGCAAAGUGGAGAUUUUUGUACAUCUAACAGAGUAUAAGAGAAGACGACUUUGAUUUUUGACCCAUUUGGGCGUCUAAUCUAAUUUGAGCAAUUUCCAAAGCAUUAGUCAUUCCAGUAAAAGGCUAAACUGUAUAAGUGCUUCAGAAAUGUCCCUAAUUUGUACAAAUCUUCAAUUUAAUGGCAAAAGUUUGCAUUUUUCAUCAUCUUUCUACGUAUUAUCCUCUACAAAGCACCAUUUUCUUUUAUUUUUCAAAAUAAAAUGCACAGUUUGAGAAUAUUCCAACCAUUUCAUGAGAGCUCAGGUGAUUCAUACCUCUAUCACUGAUUAUUAAGCUUAAUAAGGUCAUACAACUCGAGCAGACAAAAUGUUACAAGCGUUUAAAGCCCUUAAAAGCACAGAUGGCUCAACUUUCUAGAUGAAACUGCCCAAUUAAACUUAAUGAUGAGGGAGAACAGCUCAAUUCAUAAUCCAUGAUUUUUUUUCAGCCUGUAUGAUCUAUAAAUGAGUUUUGUCGAGAGACUGCUUUUGUGAACCAAACACUCUGUAAGGGGUUUAGCUGAUAGGCAAAUUGAACAUGAAAGCACUUUAAAGAAACAUUAAAGUCUGCUGGAUUGUUUUUUAAUAAAGCACAUCAUCUCGGAUGAAACUAGUGGAAUAAUCCGAUCUGAUUAGACAUUGAUGUGAAGAGUCACUGUUCCUAACUGUGUUUGCGCCGUAGGACAGAUACUGAGCACCUUUUAACGAAUCCCAUCCCAUCAAGGUUGCAACAUCUUUAUGUGGGAACAAAUGCAAUAAUUCAUAGACUAGUCGAAAUCACGUUUGGCAAAACUGAUAGAGAUGUGCAAUUUUUCACCAGUAGGUUGUUUGAGAGGUCACUACUUUAGAUUAGGUUAUAGACAAGAAUAAUUAGAUUUUUUUUUCAUUAGUUCCUUUUUUUCUAUCAAAUUCCAAACCUGGCCUGAUUUAUGAAAUUGAUAAAUGAUUACAGUAUUACUUAUAAAUCAUAGUUAAAUUACAAUUGUGUCAGAAAUUGGAACUGGAAACUGGGAAUCUCGACUGAUUUGAGAGCCUUCUAGAUUUUAGGGUAAAUACUUUUUUCCAUCACUCACAUUCUGCUUCCUGUCUACCACAAAUUCUAAUAUUAGGUGAAAAAAAAGCAACUAUUGGAAGCAAGAUAAUUUUAUUCCCACGUCUAGUCAACAAGGUCAGAAAAACUCUUUAGUUGAGAAAUGGUUGCAGAGCCAUGAAGAAAAAUCCUGUUUCCUUUUAAUGGAAUCUAAAACAUUUAAACCACAUAAAUACUUUGACAACUCUAAAGUACAUACCUGAAAAUAUGUGAAGACUCAAUUUUAGGAGUUUCUCUGAUGCAGAAAUCAGUUCAUCCUUCAGGUUUGCACACAAUGAGAACUUAUAUUGGUGCUUAAUGAUAAUUAUAGCCUUAGAACAUGUAACAAAAGACUAAUAUAGUAAGUCUGACCUAGAAACAGAAAAAACGUUUUAUACAGAUGUUUAUUAUGUUCAGACUUAUACAGAAUGCAUUCAGGUGAUUGUUUUGGGUAACAAAGUUCAGUUUAGAAUAUUAAUAUGUUAACUAUUUUCCCUAUACAAAGUUUAAGAAAUCUAGAUAUUCAUGACAGAUGUGUAUAUGUAAAUAUAAUUUUUUUUUGUUCUUGCCGCUUUAUUAAAAUGCUAAAUGUCAGCAAUAAUGCAAUAUGAACAGCUACUUAAGUACAAAAAAGCACUACUGUGUCAAAUUAGUAUAGAUUUCCAUUAGAUGAGUGGUGGAUUAGUUGCUAAUAUGCACAUGGACAUCCAUAAUAAAUACCCUCCAUAUCUAAUACUCAUGUGUAUUUAUACCUUACUGUGUACAAUAAUAGGGCAUGGUUCACAUAUAUAGCUGUCUGGUUAGUAUUUUAGAAGCUAAUCAACUAAAUCACUGUAAAAUGUUUGGCAAUGUUUGAAUAUCGAUGCUUAAACACUCCAUCUUCUGGUUUUGAAUAGUCGAAACCAAACACAGCUAAUGAGAUGUUGUAGAGACUGAAUUAUGAAUGUAAGAGGAUUAGAUGCUGUAUGUCAUAUUAUUCUAAAUGUAUGAAAUCCUGUUCAAAUAAAGCACAAGGUCUUCUUGAUCUGCUGUAACACUGUACAGAAUCCAGAGGUUUUCAUCGCAGCACACACAGUAGCUAUGCAUGGUUUCAGAGUUCAAAUGCACUUUUGUACUAGUGAGCAGCCUUCUAACCUUGCUAAGUGUUUGUGGAUUGCCAAUGAAACAUGAUGUAAAUUCACCUUUUGUGCCCAAUUACCUCAAAGUUUCAAUUUUCCAAAUCAAAUAAAAAUACUAUAAAAGAAACUCUGA
Poecilia reticulata (guppy) is the source of this 5685-nucleotide messenger RNA. RefSeq names its product oxysterol binding protein 2a (gene osbp2a). The record is from RefSeq and is a predicted model, not a curated record. Gene Ontology annotation, molecular function: cholesterol binding. Lineage: Eukaryota; Metazoa; Chordata; Actinopteri; Cyprinodontiformes; Poeciliidae. Gene Ontology annotation, cellular component: cytosol; perinuclear endoplasmic reticulum; plasma membrane.